AAGGAAUGUUCGACCUGGAAAACAUCCCACUGGACAAAACGGGCAACCCUAUCGGGAAAACAACUGGCUUCUGUGAGUGGUGUGGUAAGUGACCAUAGGCUAUAUGUGUCAUGGUAAGUGGCUCUACUCUGUGGUGUGGUAGGUGACAAUACGCUAUAUGUGUCAUGGUAAGUGGCUCUACUCUGUGGUGUGGUAAGUGACAAUACGCUAUAUGUGUCAUGGUAAGUGGCUCUACUCUGUGGUGUGGUAAGUGACAAUACGCUAUAUGUUUCAUGGUAAGUGGCUCUACUCUGUGGUGUGGUAGGUGACAAUACGCUAUAUGUGUCAUGGUAAGUGGCUCUACUCUGUGGUGUGGUAGGUGACAAUACGCUAUAUGUGUUAUGGUAAGUGGCUCUACUCUGUGGUGUGGUAGGUGACAAUACGCUAUAUGUGUUAUGGUAAGUGGCUCUACUCUGUGGUGUGGUAGGUGACAAUACGCUAUAUGUGUUAUGGUAAGUGGCUCUACUCUGUGGUGUGGUAGGUGACAAUACGCUAUAUGUGUUAUGGUAAGUGGCUCUACUCUGUGGUGUGGUAGGUGACAAUACGCUAUAUGUGUUAUGGUAAGUGGCUCUACUCUGUGGUGUGGUAGGUGACAAUACGCUAUAUGUGUUAUGGUAAGUGGCUCUACUCUGUGGUGUGGUAGGUGACAAUACGCUAUAUGUGUUAUGGUAAGUGGCUCUACUCUGUGGUGUGGUAGGUGACAAUACGCUAUAUGUGUUAUGGUAAGUGGCUCUACUCUGUGGUGUGGUAAGUGACAAUACGCUAUAUCUGUUAUGGUAAGUGGCUCUACUCUGUGGUGUGGUAGGUGACCAGACGCUAUAUGUGUCAUAUUAAGUGGCUCUACUCUGCGAUGUGGUAAGUGAACAUACGCUUGAUGUGUCAUGGUAAGUGGCUUACUCUUUUGUGUGGUAAGUGGCUCUACUCUGUUUUGUGGUAAGUUGUUCUUGUCUGUUGUGUGGUAAGUGACUCUACUCUGUUGUUAUGUAAGUGGCUCUUUUCUGUUGUGUUGUAAGUGACUCUACUCUGCUGUGUGGUAAGUGGCUCUUGUCUGUUUUGUGGUAAGUGGCUCUACUCUGUUGUGUGGUAAGUGGCUCUUGUCUGUUUUGUGGUAAGUGGCUCUACUCUGUUGUGUGGUAAGUGGCUCUUGUCUGUUUUGUGGUAAGUGGCUCUACUCUGUUGUGUGGUAAGCGGAUCUUUUCUCUCUAACGAGUACUCACGCGUGACCAGGGGCCGCUAGGAGACCCAAGUACUUGGAGAGGCACCAAUACGAAUAGUUGUUUAAUCAGUCCUUGACAUGAUCUCCAAUGGUAUCUUUCCGUAACGUUUCUUGUGGAUAUAAGUGCUAUUAACUGUAUUCUAUAACAGUGUCUCGUCUUCUAUAAUUCUAUGGCGAUAUUGUCAGCAUAAUUGGAUUAAGAUUCAUUGUUUUAAAGAAAUGCAUAUCAUUCAACAACAAGCCUCAGUAAUUAUGAGUGAAAAGAAUUUUUUUAAAGAGUAUCCAUUUAGUCCCACCUACCCCACCCCCCUUUUUUUCCAUGGUGGCUGUUUGAUAUUUACCUUAAAUGGCAGUAGUAGGAGUACGAUUACUAUGCCUCUUAAAUGGAUUACUUUCUUGCCUUUCGUGCCAUGUCGCCUUAAGUACAAAAGUCACCUUAGGUACAAAAGUCACCUUAGGCAUAAAAGUCACCUUAGGUACAAAAGUCACCUUAGGUACAAAAGUCACCUUAGGUACAAAAGUCACCUGAGGUACAAAAGUCACCUUAGGUACAAAAGUCACCUUAGGUACAAAAGUCACCUUAGGUACGAAAGUCACCUUAGGUACAAAAGUCACCUGAGGUACAAAAGUCACCUUAGGUACAAAAGUCACCUGAGGUACAAAAGUCACCUUAGGUACAAAAGUCACCUUAAGUACAAAAGUCACCUGAGGUACAAAAGUCACCUUAAGUACAAAAGUCACCUGAGGUACAAAAGUCACAUUUGCUGAAAAAUUCUGAUAACCAUUGGUAAAUCUGUUAUAGAAUUUACCGUUCGGAAAAUUCUGUUUAUUUAAAUGGAAUCAAUCAGAUCAAUAUUCACAGAGGUGAAAAACGCCCCAUUCCAAUGAAUUUAAUCGAUACUUAUACUUUAUUCACACUCAUGAACAUAGGACUUAUUGUAAUUGUUGUAAGAUUUUAAACCAAAAGGAAAUGUAAUAAAAUGUGUAUUCACAACAGGAAAAGACAUACUGCCGAUACCCACCACGCACCAGCUGAGAACCGUCUGGGACCGUACCAGUCUGUAUUGCUGCACUAAAUACAAGCAAUUUAUCGCCGAUAUUGACGCUUUUGAAAAAAAAGAAAUGGUAACAUGCUUCUUUCAAUAUGCUUCUUUGUAUAAAUAUUUAUGAGUAUAUCAUAAUCAUUUCGUUUAGAAAUUUAUGAGAUCUUCCAUUAGGUAGAAAAGUAAACAUAUCAAUUACACUGUGCAUAAAGCAGGACUGUGGAACGCUUUUCAUUAUGGUCUUUGAAAACAUAAAAUAACAUUUGUUUUUUUCAUUCAAAAUAGGCUGGUCGUGGCCUGGGCUAUGAGAGUUUUGUUUAAAGAAGUUUGCAUUUUGAAAGGGGCGUGGUAACCAGGAUCAGUUUUAAAAGUUGACAUUUUAAUAGAGCCUGGUUACUAAGAGGAGUUUUAAAAAUUAGCAUUUUAGGAGAGGGGGUGGCGGGGCAACAAUGAGGAGAUUUAACAGUGGACAAUUAUGAGGGGGCGUGGCAACUAGGAGGAGAUUUAAUAGUGGACAAUAUGAGGGGGCGUGGCAACUAGGAGGAGAUUUAACAGUGGACAAUAUGAGGGGGCGUGGCAACUAGGAGGAGAUUUUAGAUUUAACAGUUGGCAAUAUGAGGGGGGGGGGGUUGCUAGGCAACUAUGAGUUAGAUUUUAGUUUUAACAGUUGACAAUAUGAGGGGGCGUGGCAACUAGGAGGAGAGUUUAACGUUGGCAUUAUAGUUGACAAUAUGAGGGGGCGUGGCAACUAGGAGGAGAUUUUAACGUUGGCAUUAUGAGGGGGGGGGGGGUUUGGUAAAAGGGGAGUUUAAAAAGGUUACGACAACAUCCAACUAAAGAAAGUUGUAUAGUUUGCUAUUGAGGACAUCCGUGCCUCGCUGAUUGUGGCAUUUAGCACUCUAGCAUUUAACAUUGAAUCUCAGAGACAUGUCGCUGAUGAGGAUGAGGUAAACAAAUGUAUUUCUAAUGUUAACCCUACUUGAUAUAAUUGAUUGGAACAAAGGCAUUAAAAUGUGUUUUUCCUUUAGUUUAAAGUAAAGUGACACUGAACAGGCAAGCAACGUUUUAAAUAAAUUAUAUAUUUCCCAUAUUAGUAGGUAGUGCAAUAGGAUUGGCCAUUUUAAGUACGUCUAGUUAGUGAUAGGUGCCUGUUGACGUCAUCAAAGAUCAUACAUAAUUUGACUGUCAUUGUUAUCACCCUUCAAGAUGAACAACGAGAAGCAGAUAGUCAACGUGAAGCCACACUCCAAGUAUUCAGUCGCGAAGAGGUGAGUAGCGGCUAUCUCAUAUGGUAUGAACUAAUGUGUUAUGGGCAGAGGUCUCUUAUAGUAUGUGCUAAUGUGUUAUGGGCAGAGGUCUCUUAUAGUAUGUGCUAAUGUGUUAUGGGCAGAGGCCCUCUUAAAGUAUGAACUAAUGUGUUAUGGACAGAGGCCCUCUUAUAGUAUGUGCUAAUGUGUUAUGGACAGAGGCCCUCAGUAUGAACUAAUGUGUUAUGGGCAGAGGCCCUCUUAUAGUAUGUGCUAAUGUGUUAUGGACAGAGGCCCUCAGUAUGAACUAAUGUGUUAUGGACAGAGGCCCUCUUAUAUUAUGAACUAAUGUGUUAUGGACAGAGGCCCUCUUAUAUUAUGAACUAAUGUGUUAUGGACAGAGGCCCUCUUAUAUUAUGAACUAAUGUGUUAUGGACAGAGGUCUCUUAAAGUAUGAACUAAUGUGUUAUGGACAGAGGCCCUCUUAUAGUAUGUGCUAAUGUGUUAUGGACAGAGGUCUCUUAAAGUAUGAACUAAUGUGUUAUGGGCAGAGGUCUCUUAAAGUAUGAACUAAUGUGUUAUGGACAGAGGUCUCUUAAAGUAUGAACUAAUGUGUUAUGGGCAGAGGUCUCUUAAAGUAUGAACUAAUGUGUUAUGGGCAGAGGUCUCUUAAAGUAUGAACUAAUGUGUUAUGGGCAGAGGUCUCUUAAAGUAUGAACUAAUGUGUUAUGGACAGAGGCCCUCUUAUAGUAUGUGCUAAUGUGUUAUGGACAGAGGCCCUCUUAUAGUAUGAACUAACGUGUUAUGGACAGAGGCCCUCUUAUAGUAUGAACUAAUGUGUUAUGGACAGAGGCCCUCUUAUAGUAUGAACUAAUGUGUUAUGGGCAGAGGCCCUCUUAUAGUAUGAACUAAUGUGUUAUGGACAGAGGCCCUCUUAUAGUAUGAACUAAUGUGUUAUGGGCAGAGGCCCUCUUAUAGUAUGAACUAAUGUGUUAUGGGCAGAGGCCCUCUUAUAGUAUGAACUAAUGUGUUAUGGGCAGAGGCCCUCUUAUAGUAUGAACUAAUGUGUUAUGGGCAGAGGCCCUCUUAAAGUAUGAACUAAUGUGUUAUGGGCAGAGGCCCUCUUAUAGUAUGAGCUAAUGUGUUAUGGACAGAGGCCCUCAGUAUGAACUAACGUGUUAUGGGCAGAGGCCCUCUUAUAGUAUGAACUAAUGUGUUAUGGGCAGAGGCCCUCUUAUAGUAUGAGCUAAUGUGUUAUGGUCUGAGGCCCUCAGUAUGAACUAAUGUGUUAUGGGCAGAGGCCCUCUUAAAGUAUGAACUAAUGUGUUAUGGGCAGAGGCCCUCUUAUAGUAUGAGCUAAUGUGUUAUGGACAGAGGCCCUCAGUAUGAACUAACGUGUUAUGGGCAGAGGCCCUCUUAUAGUAUGUGCUAAUGUGUUAUGGUCUGAGGCCCUCAGUAUGAACUAACGUGUUAUGGGCAGAGGCCCUCUUAUAGUAUGUGCUAAUGUGUUAUGGUCUGAGGCCCUCAGUAUGAACUAACGUGUUAUGGACAGAGGCCCUCUUAUAGUAUGAACUAAUGUGUUAUGGACAGAGGCCCUUUUAUAGUAUGUGCUAAUGUGUUAUGGACAGAGGCCCUCUUAUAGUAUGUGCUAAUGUGUUAUGGUCUGAUGCCCUCAGUAUGAACUAACGUGUUAUGGACAGAGGCCCUCUUAUAGUAUGAACUAAUGUGUUAUGGACAGAGGCCCUUUUAUAGUAUGUGCUAAUGUGUUAUGGACAGAGGCCCUCUUAUAGUAUGAACUAAUGUGUUAUGGACAGAGGCCCUUUUAUAGUAUGUGUUAAUGUGUUAUGGUCUGAGGCCCUCAGUAUGAACUAAUGUGUUAUGGGCAGAGGCCCUCUUAUAGUAUGAACUAAUGUGUUAUGGACAGAGGCCCUCUUAUAGUAUGUGCUAAUGUGUUAUGGACAGAGGCCCUCUUAUAGUAUGGGCUAAUGUGUUAUGGUCUGAGGCCCUCAGUAUGAACUAACGUGUUAUGGACAGAGGCCAUCUUUUAGUAUGAACUAAUGUGUUAUGGACAGAGGCCCUUUUAUAGUAUGUGUUAAUGUGUUAUGGUCUGAGGCCCUCAGUAUGUACUAAUGUGUUAUGGGCAGAGGCCCUCUUAUAGUAUGAACUAAUGUGUUAUGGACAGAGGCCCUCUUAUAGUAUGUGCUAAUGUGUUAUGGACAGAGGCCCUCUUAUAGUAUGUGCUAAUGUGUUAUGGUCUGAGGCCCUCAGUAUGAACUAACGUGUUAUGGACAGAGGCCCUCUUAUAGUAUGAACUAAUGUGUUAUGGACAGAGGCCCUCUUAUAGUAUGAACUAAUGUGUUAUGGACAGAUCCCUUUUAUAGUAUGUGUUAAUGUGUUAUGGACUGAUGACCUCAGUCUCAACUAGUGUUUUAUGGACAGAGGCCCUCUUAUAGUGUGAACUAAUGUGUGAUGGACAGGGGCUUUCUUAUAGUACGUGCUAACGUGUUAUGGACAGAGGCUUUCUUAUAGUAUGUGCUGAUGUGUUAUGGAAAUGGGCUUUAUAAAGUAUAUACUAAGUUUUAUGGACAGAGGCUCUUUUAUAGUAUAAAGUAAUGUCCUAGGUGCAAAGGCUCUCUUAUUGUAUAAUAAGGUAUAAUGGGUUUGGUGUCUCUUAUUCUCGUGUAUUUUAGACGACUGUCCUUUAAUAGAAUCUACUAAUGUAUUACUAGUGUUUGCUCUGUUAUAAUAUUUUCACAUGUAUGAUUAACAGUAGACAACUUAAGUAAGACGGCGAUACUAAAGCGACCUCCCAAGUUUUUUUUGGGAAACGUUCCCUUGUGGGAUAUGAUACAUUGUUUUUUCAUAUAACAAUCAAAAAGUUACGAUUCGACCCGAGUUGACGUCAUGCAAGCAUGCCAAAAUUAUUGAUAGUAAGGAUGAACAAGCCGAAAAAUGACAGGAAUCAAGAGUUUAAUUUUAAACUAGCCAAUCCCCUAAAAACAAAGUUUUUUUCGUGUAAACCCUUUUCAAAAUGUAAGAUCGAGUCUUGCGGGAGGGGGUUGAAAAUUUGGACAAAACAAUCAUACAAGCAAGCGACUUUAUAAGCUUCCCAAUUAGUGCUAUCUCCCUCCCCCCCCCCCUCCCCCCAACAGCACAUUUUCUCACGCCCGGGAACAAUGUUAAUAUUCUAAAAUGACCCACCAGCUUUUACACCGCAGAUUUAUUUCAUCAACUAUUGCAGAAAAAAAAAAAAGAAAGAAAGAAAAUAUUACGCACCAACCAAACGCAUUUGCAAUAUCUUUUUUUAAAAAGAAUCUCAUUUAGCGCAGUUAUUGGCAAUUUUACUUCGUUUAAUCAUAUUUCCUUCACCUUUCCAAUAAAAACAAACCAAACUAAAAACUGAUUUUUGGGGGGAUGGGGACUAGGGCUGUGAAUUUGAAAGAAUGUGUUUUUACCCGCAGCGAGUACAUGUGCCAAGUUUCAUUUCAAUAGGUUGACAGGAAGUGGGUCAAUUAGUCGUCGGAAGAUUUUGCCAACCAGCCACGAACAAAAGCGAAGUUAAAGCAAAUUGUAAAUGAUUUAAAAAUAAAACUAACUUUAAAAAAAAAAUCUUAUAUCUUCAAUUAUCGUAACGACAAACUGACCACCCACAUAAGAGACCUGGUAGACAUUGGAACUAGAGCACUCUUCAUUAGUUGUCUGUGUGCAUGAUGACAUGGGGGGGGGGGGAGCUCUCAGUGUUUAAGUUAUUCUUGAGCGUGGUGGACCCGUAGCUCCAUCCUUCUUGUCAAGAGCAAAGCACAUGUAAAUGUAGAUCAAUAUAUAACGUAAUGUUAUCGCGAAAGCCCAAGCCAUUUCAAUGAUAAGCCUUAACCAGACGUAAAAUGGCUAAUCUCUCACUGCUUUCAUCUACUCGGCUAACUCAUCCACUCGGCUAACGUAUUUACUCGGCUAAGUCAUCUACUCGGCUAACUUAUCUACUCGGCUAACUCAUCUACUGGGCUAACUCAUCUACUCGGCUAACUCAUCUACUGGGCUAACUCAUCUACUCGGCAAUCUCAUCUACUCGGCACUCGGCUAACUCAUCUACUCGGCUAACUCAUCUCCUCAGAUUUGAAGAACAUAAGAGAAAGUUGUUGACACAAAUCAAUGAAGUCCCUGGUAAGUAGUGUCAGGCAGUUCAUUGCCGAAAUCAAGCCCACUAACGCAGUGUUGAGCUUCAAAUCAUUUGGACUCACACAGUGUUGAGGUACAAAUCAGGCCCACGAACGCAGUGUUGAGGUACAAAGUGAGGUAGCUUGGGUCGGUGUCGUCUGGUACGGUAAACUCAUGGUGUCACCCAACCCCACACAUCCAUACUGGAUUUUUUUUUUUUUUUUUUGGGGGGGGUGGUUAAAAUAAGUACACAGUAUAACAAUGACAAGAACAAAUACAAACUAACUGAAGGUGAGGUGGUACAUGUAACAAAAAAUGUAACAUGUACUUGGAAUCACUCCCCCCAUCCCCACACAUCCAUACUGGUUUUUUUUUUUUUUUUUUUGGGGGGGGUGGUUAAAAUAAGUACACAGUAUAACAAUGACAAGAACAAAUACAAACUAACUGAAGGUGAGGAGGUAAAUGUAACAAAAAAUGUAACAUGUACUUGGAAUCACCCGACCGUAUCAUAUUUAGUAUCAAUGGACAGCGUUAUGCAUCAGAACUUAGAUAAAUAGAGAGCUAGCUGUCACUUACGAAAGUUACCGAACGCUUCAAUCGGCGUUGAGACCCAUCAUCUCUGACACAUCAUCUCUGACACAUCAUCUCUGACACAUCUUCUCUGACACAUCAUCUCUGACACAUCAUCUCUGACACAUCAUCUCUGACACAUCAAACGUGAACUUUAAUAAAGUACGCCUUCGGAUUCGGAACAAUUCACGCAUGAUCGGUUAUUAUUUAUGAAAUGAGGUCAGGUCAAGUAGAGUGUGCUCUGGAAAAAAAAAAUCAAUGUGAUGUCACGCCCCUGAAAUGGUGUCACUCGGUGCGGUAAGCAACCCCCGCACCCCCUAGCUACGCCACAGGGCCUACUAACGCAGCGAGGGGUACCCAUAUGUAGCCUACAUAAGCCGUGUUGAUGUAUGGGCCACCGUGUUCGCCAGGGGGACCAUUGACGAAUUACACUUCGUAGAACUGCAGAAGGUUGGAUGAUAGCCCCUUUCUAAACCAAACUCCCUAAAUAAGUUUAUUUCUGCCGAUCAGAAAUAAGGGCGCUGCGUCCCGUACGGAUCACAAACAAGGGUACCGUCCGAACGGAUCCCAAACGAGGGUACCGUCCGUACGGAUCACGAAUAAGGGGCGCUGCGGCUCGUACGGAUCACAAAUGAGGGCGCUGCGGCCCGUACGGAUCACAGUUUGAGGGCACCGUGGCCCAAAAAUUGAGUUUCUAGCUUGUGGCAAUACGUCAAUACGUCAAUAUUUGCAAACAUGUCCUUACACUGACAUUGGUCCACGCUUUGUGCACGUGGUACGCUCCAAAAUCGUGGUGAAGGGAGCAAUUAUGCGAACUAAUGCCUGCCUAUUUAUAAUGUAAAUAUAGCAUUCCUCUGGUUUCAAUAACUCUCACUCACCUCUCAAUGAGCAACUAUGUAAGGAUAGGAGAGAUGCAUAUCGAAUUUUAUCCCAUGUUAAAGAUAAUGUGAUAUGGAAUAAGUAACAUGAGGCAGUGGAAAAACUAACAACAACUAAAAAAAAAAUUUUUUAAAAGACAAAAGGAAGCAAAGGACGUGUUGGCAAAAUGCCUUCUUCCAGAAAAAUCUGUUUAAUUCUUUUUAUAAUUUUGUUAACUGUUUUUGUCCGUUCAAACUUUUUUUUUUUUUUUAUGUCUUUUCUUCAGUUUUUCCCUAAGCUUUUGCUACUCCUACCGUNGGAAAAACUAACAACAACUAAAAAAAAAAUUUUUUAAAAGACAAAAGGAAGCAAAGGACGUGUUGGUAAAAUGCCUUCUUCCAAAAAAAUCUGUUUAAUUCUUUUUAUAAUUUUGUUAACUGUUUUUGUCCGUUCAAACUUUUUUUUUUUUUUUAUGUCUUUUCUUCAGUUUUUCCCUAAGCUUGUGCUACUCCUACCGUGUGCUUCUUCCACCGUGUGCUACUCCCACCUUUUGCUACUCCUACUGUGUGCGACUCCUACCAGUGCUACUCCUAUUUUUUGCUACUCCUACUUUGUGCAACUCCUACAUAGUGCUAUUCCCAAUCUGUGCUACUCCUACUUGUUUCUAAUACUUUGUGCUUCUACUACUUUAUGCCACGCUAACCUUGUUCCACUCCUUUUUUGUGCUACUCCUACCUUUGUGACACUUCUACUUUGUGUUCCUCAUACCUGGAGCUGGUCAUUUUGUUUUAAAUAACCUGAACGUGCCCCCCCCCCUCCCACCCCAAGUUCCACCCAAUCUUAUUAUUAUUCGCAAUUUGUGACGCAGAAAAUACAACAUCACGAUAUCCUUUGACUUUACUUUCAACUGUGAUCUUAUUUUCAACUGUGUCCUUACUUUCAACUGUGACCUUACAUUUAAAUGUGACCUUACUUUCAACUGUGAAGAUACUUUCAACUUUUCAUCUCCAGUUGAACACUUUGACAAGGGCAUCGACACGAUGGACCUGCCCUGGGACCCUUACGCAUCACUGCACAGACCAAAGAAGGACACCGAUGAUGACCUGUCAUCAGACACGUCCUUGCAGGCGUACAUGUACCCCGACAUCGUGGCCAUGGCUUCCGGCACGUACCUGUUCGAACCGACGCUGCCCGAGGACCUGCGGCCCGACGCGAAUCAGGAGAAUACGCAGGCGAUUGGACCCGUCCUGGAGACGGUGAAGGAGGACACCGAG
Molecule: messenger RNA, 10402 nt
Organism: Lymnaea stagnalis (great pond snail)
Lineage: Eukaryota; Metazoa; Mollusca; Gastropoda; Lymnaeidae
Source: the annotation of a GenBank genome assembly